Molecule: messenger RNA, 2349 nt
Organism: Meleagris gallopavo (turkey)
Lineage: Eukaryota; Metazoa; Chordata; Aves; Galliformes; Phasianidae
Source: RefSeq, a predicted model, not a curated record
AGUACUUUCUCAUUACUUAAUAGAUUGGGUUUGGGAAUUUUGUUUGUUGUUUUGUUUUAUUGGGUUGUUGUUGUUGUUUUGCUCUAAAUGUGGAAUGAACUUGGUGUUAUGUGUUCCAUAUAUUGAGAAGUUGGGUAUUGGGUCUAAUUUCCAUGUGUUUAUUGAUGAGAAAUGGGAAAGAUAAUGCUUCACAUAGAGUCUGAUGUUUUGUGUCCUUUUUCUCUCUUGUCCCUCACCUCUUCCUUCCUUUCACCCACAAAUAUUCUGCAUAGACAGACUUCAGUCGAGUGCAGCAGUUCAUUAUGUAUAUUUGUAUGUACAUGCUUAUCAAAACUUCGUAAGUGUAGGUGAGGAAAUUCUCUGAAUUGAGUAACCCCAGUAGUUUCACAUCACAAUGGCUGAUUUGUAAUGGUCAAAGGUAGCAGCCUGCAUGUUUCCAUGGAGGUUUUCUGCCCGAGAACAGAGAAGGGCUCCAGGACGUGAAUUUUAUAAAUACUUGUGGUGAUAAGAGAAAUCUUGGCUUACAAUGCCCACUCGAUGAAAUACAAAUCAGAAGAACAGCUUUCAUUAGCUGUUUCAUUAGUUGCUCAUGGGUUUACUUAUUAGAAGAUGCAAACAGAUGGUACAGCUGCAUGCAGACCCUACCUCUCCCUCUCCUGGUAAAUACAAAAUUCUGCGUAUAGUGCUUUUGAGUUUCUGUCCAGCAGCUUCCAUGUCCAGCACUUAUAAACAACCUUUCCUCUCAGUUGUCCUAGCACCUGGCUUGGUGGCCCACAGGGUCACCUUCCUUGUCAUUUGUGCAUAACACAAUUGCUAGGAAGCCUCAAAGUGCAGAGUGCUGGCUUAAGCCAAGAUAUAAUAGACAUGAGGAAGGAGGGCCUGAGCCCUCCUUGUUGUCUGUGAAAUGGCAUCUCCAGUUGCUGUGCCACUGCUGGGGAACUGAUACAGCCCUGAGACAGUGCCACAGCAACCUGCUGUUCUCCAGAUCUGGGUGUUACUGGCAUGUAAAGGCUGACCCAAGCAGGGUUUUGUGGCAGCGGGCCAUAUGUUUAACCUUGACUACAGUGCCCUUUUCCAGAGACUGAUUGUGGUUUUCAUAUUAUCUAACAAGCUUGUCAUUUCCUGUACUAGUUGUAACACAGCUGAAUAUUUUCUAGGUUACCUAACCAAACUUCUUCAAAAUCAUACUGCUUAUGCCUGCGAUGGGGAACGUUUGAGUCUGCACUGUCCUCGGCAUUCAACAAUAAGUAUUCAGUCAGCACUUUACGGGCAAGACUACCAAAUGUGUGGCACACAACAGCCUGAAGCCAGAAUGACAGAACCCACAAACUGUGUGGCACCCACCUCCUUGCAGAAAGUACUGGAUGAAUGCCAAAACCUGAGAUCCUGCCAACUUCUUGUCAAUAGUCGGGUUUUUGGACCUGAUCUAUGUCCAGGGACCACUAAAUUCCUCCUUGUCUCCUUUAAAUGCAAACCUACUGAAUACAAAACCAAAUCAGCCUGUGAAAACCAGGAACUGAAACUCCACUGUCAAGAGUCCAAGUUCCUUAUUAUCUAUUCUGCCACCUACGGCAGUUGGGCACAUGAAGACAACAUCUGCUCAGCCAAGGCAGAACAAGUCCCUCAGUUUGUUCCAAAAUUCAUCCUCACAGCUGUCAACCACCUGGUAACUCACAACAAUUCUUCCGUGAAGCAGAAUGAUGGUGAACGUGGUAUCGAUAUCAAUCCAAAGGAAUCGAGAUCUCCAAAGAAAGAUGGCACCAUUGUUAGCAACUCCUUGGCUACAUUUGCAUACAUUAGAGAUCACCCGGAAAGAGCUGCUCUGCUGUUUGUGUCCAGUGUUUGUGUGGGAUUAAUCCUCACACUGUGUGCUUUGGUGAUCCGCGUGUCCUGCUUUAAAGACUUCCAGAAACUGCAGGGAAAGAAGGAGCACUUGGUGCCAGAAAGUGAUGGAGUGGAGGAGAGCAGUGAGAGCGAGGAGGAGGAAGAUGAAGACUCCUCUGGGUCAGAGCUGCCGGACGAGCUGGCAGAACUUUAUAGACCUUCUUACUCAGGUUAUAACUCAGCGGAAGCAGCGGACCUGGCUGAGCGGAUAGAGCGGAGGGAGCAGAUCAUGCAAGAAAUUUGGAUGAACAGUGGUUUGGAUAUGACACCGCCCAGAAAUAUGAACACAUUUUAUAUCAAUGAGGAAUAGUGGCUUAUUUCGGAUGAUGCUCUUGCCUUUUUUUUUUUUUUUUUUUUAAAAAAAAGAAGAAAUGUACCUUCUGUGAAGGAACAUUUGUAACAGUACAGAUAAUUAUUUGUAAAGUAAGAAGAAAUACAUACAAUAAAAGAGAGUUUCAAGCCCUU